Messenger RNA from Drosophila ficusphila, 1395 nucleotides. RefSeq names its product zinc carboxypeptidase. Lineage: Eukaryota; Metazoa; Arthropoda; Insecta; Diptera; Drosophilidae. Gene Ontology annotation, molecular function: metallocarboxypeptidase activity; zinc ion binding. Gene Ontology annotation, biological process: proteolysis. The record is from RefSeq and is a predicted model, not a curated record. The transcript has 4 exons. The coding region runs from base 44 to 1312 and encodes 422 amino acids.
UCACAGUGAACGCUGUAACGUUCAGCACACUAAACCCGCAACAAUGAAAGUAGCUAUCCUCCUAAUUGCCCUGCUGGCCAUGGCGGCGGCCAAGUCUACUCCUGGACGCAUGGCCGCGCGGUACGACAACUUCAGGAUCUAUCAGCUGACCAUCGACACGGAGUUGCAGAUGCAGGAGCUUAAGAAGAUUCACGAAACCAUUUCUGUGCACUUCCUAAACGAUCUUGGAGCUCCCGGCCAUAAGUACAAUGUCAUUGUGGGUCCUCUAUUUCAUAGAGCCCUGGAGAAGACCCUGAAAUUCCUGGAAAUCGUCUACGAAGUGAUUGUAGAAGAUCUGCAAAAAUUAAUUGAUGAGUCCUCCGUUGGCGAUGAUUCUGAAAUGGAAUGGGAGUCCUAUCACACCCUGGACACCAUCUACGAUUGGGUGGACAAGGAGUGCGCCGCCCACGAUUACCUGGAGUGCAAAGUGAUUGGCAAGUCGUUCGAGGGUCGCGAUAUCAAGAGCAUCAAGUUGUCGAAGCGGUCGGGCAACAAGGCCAUCUUCCUGGAGGGUAACAUCCACGCCAUGGAGUGGAUCUCGUCGGCCACUGUUACUUUCCUGCUCAACCAGCUGAUCAACUCCGAGGACCCCGAGAUGCAGCGCCUGAGCGAGGAGUACGAUUGGAUUGUGGUGCCCAUGGUGAACCCCGAUGGCUUCGUUUACACCCACGAAGUGGAGCGCUUGUGGCGCAAGAACCGUCGUCCCAAUGGAUUCCACAACGUGACUGGCGACUGCUACGGCAUUGAUAUGAACAGGAACUUCGAUUUCCACUGGGGAGGUGCUGGUUGGAACAUCGACGAGCCCUGCGAUCACUGGUUCGGUGGUGUGGAGCCCAACACAGAGAUUGAGAUUGUGUCGCUGCAGAACUUUGUGAGCUCUUUCGAGGAUGGUUACAUCCGAUCGUACAUGGCCUACCACGCCUAUGGACAAUACGUCCUGCUGCCCUAUGGACACUCCAACACCGAGUUCCCGCCGAACUACGAUCAGAUGAAGCGCAUUGCAGCUGCCUUCUCGGAAGCCGCUGCCGAUGUCUAUGGUUCCGCGUUCACCUACGGAGCUAGUGGCCUGCUGAACUAUCCGGUAUCUGGAGCUGCCAAGGAUUGGGCUUAUGGCGUGAAGAAGAUCCCCUUCACCUGCACCGUGGAGCUGCGCGACAAGGGCACCUUUGGAUUCUUCCUGCCCUCCAACCAAAUCACCGAGGUCGGUCUCGAGAUCACCGCUGGUCUGAAGGCUUUGGUUAACAAGGCAGCCGAGGAGGGACUUUUCGACUAAACAUUCGUUCUUUACUUAAUUAAGAACAGGUGCUGUGAAUAAUAAAUAUAUAAAAAUAUAUUUAUUCAUUUGAACAUUCAAAA